AUGAUUGCUGGAUGUUUGGUGCGCGGCGGAUCUUCCGCUUUGGUGCUUUCCGUCGCGCGCCAUCUCUCUGCAUCUCGUGGCCUCAGCCAAAGUGAGCAGAAAAGGCUAGCCAAACAGGCGCAAAAGGAGAAAGAAAGAUUGGAAAAAGAAGCCAAAAGAAAUGCCGACGCAGGCCAAACAGGCGCUAAGGCAGAAAAGCUUGCAAAGGAAGCUGAUCCAUCAGAUCCUCAAGAAUAUUUCAAUAUGCGCGUUGGCAUGAUCAAUAGCCGACGAGCCGCGGGCGAAAAUCCUUUUCCUCACAAGUUUAACGUUACGAUAUCAAUCGCUGCCUUUACUGAAAAAUAUGAGUAUCUCAAGAACGAGGAGGUUUUAAACGAAGUCAGAGUUAGCAUCGCCGGUCGUAUCUAUUCGAAGCGUGAAUCAGGCAAAAAUCUUGUUUUCUACGAUGUGCAUAGCGGAGGUGUACGGCUACAGGUGAUGGCUAAUGCCAGAUAUCAUGCUGCUGGCCCAGAUGACUUCAGUAAAGUUCAUGAAAGGAUCAGACGCGGAGACAUUGUGGGAUUUACUGGUCACCCAACAAGAAGCAAGACUGGAGAGCUUUCAUUGCUGCCAGUUGAAGUUGAGCAGCUUACACCAUGCUUAAGGAUGCUACCACAUACACACUAUGGUCUUAAAGACAAGGAGUUGAGGUACCGUAUGCGAUACCUUGAUCUUAUUAUCAAUCCUGAGGUGAAGGACAAGUUUGUGGUUCGCAGCAAAUUAAUAACUUUCUUGCGGAGGUAUCUCGAUAACUUGGGAUUUCUGGAGGUUGAAACUCCAAUUAUGAAUCAAAUUGCUGGCGGAGCCACAGCAAAACCCUUCAUCACCCAUCACAACGAACUUGAUAUGAAUCUAUUCCUCCGAGUGGCACCAGAACUCUAUCAUAAGAUGCUCGUUGUUGGUGGUAUUGAUCGUGUUUAUGAGGUUGGACGAUUGUUCCGUAACGAAGGAAUUGACAUGACCCAUAAUCCUGAGUUCACAACUUGUGAAUUCUAUAUGGCUUACGCUGAUUAUGAAGAUGUGAUUCGAUUGACUGAGGAUUUGCUUAGCAAGAUGGUAAUGUUUAUUCACGGAAAAUAUAAGAUUCAAUAUCAUCCAAAUGGACCUGGGACCGAACCGGUGAUGGACAUUGACUUUACUCCGCCAUUCAAGCGUGUUAACAUGUACGAAGGAUUGGAGAAAGUAGUUGGGGCGAAGCUUCCAUCUCCGGAUACACUCAACACAGAAGAAUCUCGUCAAUUUUUUGACAAACUCUGCCGUGAGAAAGGUGUUGAGUGUGUGGAACCACGCACAACAGCACGUCUUUUGGAUAAGUUAGUGGGCGAGUACCUCGAGAGUACGUUUAUAUCCCCUACAUUCCUCAUUGGUCAUCCACAGAUAAUGAGUCCACUAGCUAAGUGGCACAGAUCUAUUCCUGGUCUUACUGAGAGGUUCGAAUUAUUUGCUGUCACAAAAGAGAUUGCUAACGCAUACACUGAGUUGAACGAUCCUAUCAAACAACGACAAAGCUUUGAGCAACAAGCUGCUGAUAAGAAUGCUGGAGACGAUGAAGCCCAAAUGAUUGACGAGAACUUCUGCACUGCUCUGGAGUAUGGUCUUCCACCUACUGCUGGAUGGGGAAUGGGAAUCGACCGCUUAACUAUGAUUCUAACCGACAGCAACAAUAUUAAGGACGUUCUCUUCUUCCCUGCUAUGCGGCCAGAGGAGCAAGGACAAUCGGUGGUAGAUGGUGUUGAGAAUUCUGCUAACUGUUGA
Messenger RNA from Necator americanus (New World hookworm), 1794 nucleotides. RefSeq lists its product as uncharacterized. Gene Ontology annotation, biological process: lysyl-tRNA aminoacylation. The record is from RefSeq and is a predicted model, not a curated record. Bases 1 to 1794 code for a protein of 597 amino acids. Lineage: Eukaryota; Metazoa; Nematoda; Chromadorea; Rhabditida; Ancylostomatidae. The transcript has 16 exons. Gene Ontology annotation, cellular component: aminoacyl-tRNA synthetase multienzyme complex; cytosol; cytoplasm. Gene Ontology annotation, molecular function: lysine-tRNA ligase activity; tRNA binding; ATP binding.